AUCCUAUGAGAUAAAACGUGUACUCUUUUCCUUUUAUCCACUUCCGAUAUGGUCAAGAAGCUUCAAACCAUUGCCACUGUAACGUCUUCGACGUUUACCGAGAAGACGUUCGAGGUCCCGGAUCUUAAACCUUUUGAAGUUUACGUCAAAAUCCGUGCUUGUGGUGUCUGUCACACUGAUUUGUAUGCGCUGGGCAACAAGGAUGUCGUUGCUGGACACGAGACUAUUGGUGAAAUUGUAGAGUUAGGUUCAAUGGUGGUCAACUUCAAGCCUGGUGACAUCGUCGGGUUUGGCUACCUCAAGGGUGCAUGUUUUAAUUGCGAACAAUGCAACUCUGGUAACGAGAUUCUGUGUCCUUCUCGAGUUAUCUUUCCGACUGGCUUUGGUGGAUUUGCACACGACACCGUGUUCGAUUCCAGAUUCUGCUACAAAAUCCCGGAGGGAAUAGAGCCAAAAUAUGCUGGCCCUCUAAUGUGCGCUGGUGCAACCGUUUUCACUGCGAUAACAAAUUACGACGUCAAGCCGACCGAUCGUAUCGGUAUCGUUGGUAUCGGAGGUUUAGGCCAUUUGGGUCUCCAAUUUGCUCGUGCAUGGGGAUGCCAUGUUGUGGCUAUUUCUACCAACUCAGCCAAGACCGAUGAGGCCAAAUCUUUCGGGGCAUAUGAAUUUUGGAACAGCAAGGAAUUUUCACCAGAGAAGACCGCCUCGCUCAAUAAGCUAGAUUUCAUCCUAAACACUGUAAGCGGCGACUUACCAUGGGACCAAUACCUUACGCUGCUAAAGCCCAAUGGUACUCUGAUCAAUGUUGGAGUCCCAGAGAAGCCGUUGUCUUUCCAAGGCGGCCCUAUGAUUGUUCACCAGUUGAGAGUGGUUGGUUCACUGGUAGCCAGUCGUCAUCAAAACGCCAAAAUGCUCGAGUUUGCUGCAAGACAUAACAUUCGUCCCAAAAUUGAAGAAUACCCCUUGACUGCUGAAGGCACUACAGAAGCUGUUGCUGUUGUUGCUCAAAACAAGGCUCGUUACCGAGCUGUUCUAGUCGCUCAAAAUUAAAGGAUACCAGCAACAGGCAUUUUUAUAUUCGCUGUUGGAGGAUUCUUUUCCAUGGGUUGUGCUUGCAUAAAAGGUAGCGAGUAGGGAUAUUUGGACUAGUGAACUAGUGACAUGUACAAUUAAUAUCAGAACAUUGAAUAAUAAUAAAAAAGAAGUAGAAAAAGCCAU
Umbelopsis ramanniana AG is the source of this 1218-nucleotide messenger RNA. RefSeq lists its product as uncharacterized. The record is from RefSeq and is a predicted model, not a curated record. The transcript is spliced from 4 exons. Gene Ontology annotation, molecular function: alcohol dehydrogenase (NADP+) activity; zinc ion binding. NCBI's taxonomy places the organism in Eukaryota, Fungi, Mucoromycota, Umbelopsidomycetes, Umbelopsidales, Umbelopsidaceae. Bases 49 to 1050 code for a protein of 333 amino acids. Gene Ontology annotation, biological process: alcohol metabolic process.